AUGAGAUAUCUCUCGUUGCUUGUCCUGCUUUCGCUGGUUCUCUGCGCAUCAGCGACAAUCUUGGAGAAUGGUCAGCCUCGACUAAACCCGUAUCCUGGCCAAGCGGACAUUAUCUCCUUAGACAAGAAUGCAUGGAAGACGUAUAAGCCCAAUGCAAAGGAGAUUUCCUACAAAGGACGAUGGGAUAGCAAGCACAUUUCUUCUUGCAUUGAGCUUCGGUCAAUACACGAGCCAAGGCGUUCUCGUGGCAUACAGGACUGGCAAUUCUCCAACGUCACUGCCAAUGCCACAUAUCAAUUUGUCGGAUCUGCGACGACUGGCUUGAAUUUAACCAGCUCGUCUGAUGCAAAGACGUUUGAACUCAGAGAUGCACGUAUCUCAAAGGUGCCUGAGCACUCGAAAAUGAUCGAGAUUAUUGGAGAUUCGUUGAGCUCCGGCGACUUCGCGACAUACGAGGGACUCUCAUCCUGGGCAUAUGACUUCGCAGCUGGCCUUGGCAAUGUCGAGUACUCAAUUACUGCCUACCCUGGUAUCUGCCUGCACGAUCAGAACUGCUGGGGCAACCCUCGCGGUCAGUCCUACCAAUGGUACCGCACUUCCGAUACCUCGGGGCGCGCACACGAGAUCUACGGGGAACACCCGCCAAAAUGGAACUUUGCAGCUCAGCGUCCGGCAGAUCUGGUAGUCAUCAACAUCGGCACUAACGACAACAACCCAGCCAACAACGUCUCCAGCACGGACUACUAUAACGACUACGUGAAACUCGUCGGCAAUAUUCACGAAAUCUGGCCCAAGGCAGAUGUUGUUCUGAUGUCUCUGUGGGGUGGUUUCGGGGCAUCCGGGGACACUUAUGUCCAGGGCCCGUUGUUCGUCGACGAAAUCAAGCGCGUGUACGAGCAUUACAAGAAGCAAGGCUUCAUCCACUACUUCGACACUACGGGUAUCCUGCAACACAAUGAUAUCGCGCCGCUGUGGCAUCCGACAGAUGUCGGACAUCUCAAGGUUGCCGCCCACUUGAUGCAAUGGGUCAAGUUGAAGUUUGGCUGGGAAUUUGCAGCUACUGGACCAGAGGUGCACCCCGGGACGUUGUACUGGAAUGAUCAGCAGGGCUAUUAG
Aspergillus clavatus NRRL 1 is the source of this 1116-nucleotide messenger RNA. RefSeq names its product SGNH/GDSL hydrolase family protein. The coding region runs from base 1 to 1116 and encodes 371 amino acids. NCBI's taxonomy places the organism in Eukaryota, Fungi, Ascomycota, Eurotiomycetes, Eurotiales, Aspergillaceae. The transcript is spliced from 8 exons. The record is from RefSeq and is a predicted model, not a curated record. Gene Ontology annotation, molecular function: carboxylic ester hydrolase activity.